AUGGCCAGUAGUCCAGGAGGUCAUGCAUCUCUAUCCAGUCAGAAAUCUCCACUUUGGGAAUGUUCUCGAUCAAAGAAAUUACAGGUCACUGAAGAGGAACUAUUUUACAUGAAUUGUAGAGCUGCCUAUCUAACUGUUUUUAAAAGCAGUUUAGAAAGUAUUAUGUCAAGAGAUCAACUUUGCAUAGCACUUCAAAAGGCAGGAAGAAAUCCAUCUCAAAAAACAAUUGAUAAGUACUGGACUCCUCAAACUGCCAAGCUGAAUUUUGAUGAUUUUUGUGCAAUUUUAAAGAAGGAAAAACCUACUUCAAAAUCAGAACUGUUAAAAGCAUUUAAGAAAAUAGAUGUAAAUAAUGAUGGCUAUAUUUUACACACUGACCUGUAUAAAAUUCUUACAAAGAGAGGUGAGAAAAUGACAGCAGAGGAAAUGCAUGUGAUAAUCAACUUGGCUGAUAUCAAUGCUGAUGGCAAACUUGACUACAAUAAGUUUUGUAAAUUGUAUGUGACAACCAAUGAGCAGUGUCUCAAGACUGCACUAGAAAAACUGGAAAUUGAUAGUAAAAUGAGGCUUCAGCAAUUAGGAAGUCACCUGGAAGGAUCUUCAGAGAGUGGCACAACAACAUUGUCAAAACCAUCGCCGAGAAUCAUUAAGAAGAUUGAUCAGGAAACCGUGCUCAACAGAGGUGAUGGCCGGAAUUCUCUACCAUUGGCACCUCGGAAGUACAGAUCAUCUACUUCUUUUAAUAUCAGCAUGGCGGCUAACAGUUUUAGAACCUCAAAGCUACUGGAGCCCAACUCAUUAAAGGAAUGGCAGUGUGCGCAGACAAAAGGCUGUUUCUUCUUAGAAGAAAAUGGUGAAAUUGUUAGUCAUCAAUACAAGAUCCACCUAGCCCAGAGGUCCAUGGUUUUUCUUACUAUUAAACCAUUGAACCUGAGUCAAGAGGAAGGAUUAUUAUCCCAUUGGCUGUCAGUGGAUACGGCUUUCUAUCUUCUCAGGGAAAGUGAAGGUCAACCGAAUCUGCAGCUUGUGUGCUUUCCAGAACUGCGGAAUAGAGAAAUAUAUGGAUGGAGCGGUGAACUAGGACCAGGAGUUUAUUGUUUAAUUCCUUUCACAACUGGCUGUCGACUGAAGAAGGACAAAAAACACAUUACCGAAGAAGCCAAGCUUGUGGCUAGAGGUGAAAAGGGAGAAUUAUUUCUUACAAAGAAAUUUAGAGCUGCUUUAUCUGACAUAUUUGAGAUCAUUGAUUUAGAUGGAAACGGGCUUCUUAGCCUUGAAGAAUAUAACUUUUUUGAAAUGAGGACCAGUGGUGAGAAAUGUGAUGAGGAAGCAUGGGCUAUCUGCAAAGAGAAUUUCGAUACAAAGAAGAAUGAACUAACAAGGCAGGGAUUUAUGGAUCUCAAUCUUAUGGAAGCCAGUGAUCGUGAUGGAGAUCCUAGUGACCUCUGGGUAACUCUGCACUCGAUGGGUUACAAUAAAGCCCUGGAAAUGGUCGAGGCGUGCCCGUUCGUCAUCGACGUCUACGCCGACAAGUGCCGGCCCAAAAUUAAGGCUCUCCAGAUGGAGUCCAACAGCGGCCAGCUGGACAAGAUCAUCUGCAAGUCUGUCAUGAGCAAAGGCAGCAGCAAAGCGAUCGACAGCCAUGAGAAUGUCUUCCUCCACACCUACAAGAGCGACUUCCGGGUCACGUCCGUUCUGGACAACAAGUCAGAAAAUAAAGUGAUUAUUCAUGUCAACAAUGAACUAAGUAAAAAUUGUGUCAACAACAGAAGUCUCAACAUCUUUGCUGUGGAAGUGGCACCAAAGUCUACCAUGGUCUGCCAGCACGUGAUGCCUCAGAAUGAGCGGCAAGAAUGGAUCUAUAACUGCGUGUAUUCCCUCAUGUCCUGAGGGCCGGCCUGCCAGGUUCAUUCUAUUAUCUCUUGGCCCACUGAGUCAUUGUGAAUGUAUACUAUGGAACAAAUCACUUCUCGGUUUGAAUCUCCCUUUUAGCUAUUGUAUAUUGUUGAUUUAAAUAUAUUUAUGUGGGUAUGUAAUAUAUUUAAAUAUGACGAAUUUUUCUUAUUUGGGGAGUAGAUUUAGGGCAUAUUUUCCAUUUUUAAAUUAUAUAAUAUUUUCUUCCCAAUUUGUAAUAACAUCAAGCAAUUGUAAAUAAGCCUUUGCUAUAGCAACAUUAAAUGAUUUCUA
Molecule: messenger RNA, 2187 nt
Organism: Gracilinanus agilis (Agile Gracile Mouse Opossum)
Lineage: Eukaryota; Metazoa; Chordata; Mammalia; Didelphimorphia; Didelphidae
Gene: EFCAB7
Product: EF-hand calcium binding domain 7
Exons: 13
Coding region: 1-1890 (629 amino acids)
Molecular function (GO): calcium ion binding
Source: RefSeq, a predicted model, not a curated record